AUGCCUUACUCAGACGCCUCAUACAACUACUACUCGGGCCCCUCCGAGGUCCUCACCGACGACUCCCGAAAAUGCCAGGUUGAGGGUUGCAACAAGAAGCACGCCUUCAGCCGGCCGGACGGGGACAAGAAGGUGUACUCGAAAUACUGCUCCAACCACACCUGCGAGAAGACUUACCCCGGCGAGGUGGACUAUCACUGCAAGAACCCCAGGUCUUCGAACGAGCGAUACUGCUCACUCCACUUGACAUGCGGUGAACCCGGCUGCAAGAAGAUGGGCGAGCACUAUGGCGUGCGCGAGCACGUCCGGUGGUUCUGCGCUUCUCACCGCUGCACAUCUUCCGAAUGCCGUCUCCGCGCCACCGACCGCACCCAGCAGCGCUGCACGGCCCACAUCAUCCUCUGCAACGUCCCCAACUGCACCCGCCCGGCCCACCAACACCGCGACGGCCGCCUCGACGCAACCUGCGCAGCGCACUACGGCACCCAACUCUGCGAAUGGGCGGCCGGCUGCACACGGCGCGCCUCGGCCGGCCGCUCCUCCUCCCCCUCCACAUCCUCAUCAUCCAAAUCCCCGCAGUACUGCGCCUCGCACCAAUGCCGCACGCCCCUCUGCGAGCGCCCCCGCGCCAUCUCCCGCUCCUCCCCCUCCCCCUCCUCCCGCGACAUCCUCGACCACUGCGAGCUGCACACCUGCCGGACCUCGGGUUGCCGCGGCGAGGUGCACACGCUGGUGGACUACUGCGCGCGGCACGCGUGCGCGGGGGUGGGGUGCGGCCGGGGGGGGCGCGGCGCCGACCCGGCCACCGCGGCCGGGUCGCUGCUGGCGGUGGGGCUGGACCGGGACCUGUGCGCGGUGCAUGCACAGGCGGGCCAGCGGCGGGCGGUGUCGCUGAAUGCGGGGGAGAUUGGGCUGGAUUGGGAUGAGUUGAGGGGACGGUUUGAGAUGGGGGAGGGGGGCCGGAGGGAGAGGGAGAGGAAGCGGUUGAGUGAUGAUUUGGAGAGGAUGAGGAGGAGGGAGAGGGAGUUGGAGGAGGAUUUGGAGAGGGCGGAGAGGAGGAGGGGCUUGGACCGUGAGGCGAUGGAUCGGUUGCAGAGGGAUUUUCAGGCGUGGAAUGGCGUGUCGGAGUGGGACUCGAGGCGGUUGUAA
Chaetomium globosum CBS 148.51 is the source of this 1149-nucleotide messenger RNA. RefSeq lists its product as uncharacterized. The record is from RefSeq and is a predicted model, not a curated record. NCBI's taxonomy places the organism in Eukaryota, Fungi, Ascomycota, Sordariomycetes, Sordariales, Chaetomiaceae. The coding region runs from base 1 to 1149 and encodes 382 amino acids. The transcript has 4 exons.